Liolophura sinensis is the source of this 1894-nucleotide messenger RNA. RefSeq names its product DNA repair nuclease APEX1-like. Gene Ontology annotation, cellular component: nucleus. Gene Ontology annotation, biological process: base-excision repair. Gene Ontology annotation, molecular function: DNA binding; phosphoric diester hydrolase activity; double-stranded DNA 3'-5' DNA exonuclease activity. The transcript is spliced from 7 exons. Bases 130 to 1080 code for a protein of 316 amino acids. The record is from RefSeq and is a predicted model, not a curated record. Lineage: Eukaryota; Metazoa; Mollusca; Polyplacophora; Chitonida; Chitonidae.
AGUGCGCGUGGGACAACAAAGAUACAAAGUAAAAAACUGGCCGUCUUUUCGGUCAGCUUGCGAAUUUACUUUUUCAGCCUUCAGUCCCCAACACAGAGCAUCAUUAGACGUCUUAUAACACGGACAGCCAUGCCACCCAAAGGUAGCAAGAGAAAAUCUGCAGCAGACAAAGAAGAUGGGGAAAGUGGAGCGGCAAAAAAUGGUUCGGCAAGUGUGCCAAAAGUUAAAAAGAUGUCAAGCCGAGAGGAAAUACCAUCUCUGGAAGCCAUGGACUUCAGUUCAUCUGCGGUAACAAGUGAUGGUAAACCCUGGAACCUGAAGAUAGCCUCUUGGAAUAUCAAUGGUAUUAGGGCAUGGAUGGAGAAAAAUGGCAUUUCAUAUUUGACAUCGGAAAAGCCUGACAUUCUUUGUUUGCAAGAAACAAAAUGUGACGUCAGUAAAAUCCCCAAGACGUGUGAAGUUGAGGGUUAUCAUGCAUACUGGUCAUCGGGUGAUACAGAGGGUUAUGCGGGGACGGGCAUGUACAGCAAGACCAAACCCCUGGAUGUCACAUUUGGUAUUGGUAAAGAGAAACACGACAAAGAAGGGCGCACAAUUACUGCUGAGUUUGAGAACUAUUAUGUGGUCUCAACAUAUGUUCCAAACUCGGGUCGCGGGCUUCCCCGCCUAGACUACAGAACUAAGGAAUGGGAUGAAGACUUCAGAGAGUACCUGAAAAAGCUUGAUGAGAAGAAGCCUGUGAUAUGGUGUGGUGACCUAAAUGUCGCUCACCAGGAGAUAGAUCUCAAGAAUCCAAAGGGAAACAAGAAAACAGCAGGCUUUACCCCACAGGAGCGCGAGAGUUUCACCGAGACUCUAGGGAUGGGAUUCUUUGACUCGUUCCGUCACCUUUACCCCGAACAGACUGAAGCUUACACCUUCUGGACGUACAUGGGCAAUGCUCGGGGAAAGAACGUAGGAUGGCGAUUGGAUUACUUUGUGUUAUCAGAGCGCUUGAAGCACAAACUUUGUGACAGUGUUAUUCGGAAAGAUGUGAUGGGGAGUGAUCAUUGUCCCAUAGCUUUGUUUUUGGCCAUGUAGACAUGAAGGCACUAUCAGUACGUCCCAAGCAACAACCACUUCAACAUGGCAAAACUCGGAUUUAGGAUUAAUACUUUUUAGAAAGGAGUAAAGUCUGUAGGCUUCUCUGGAUUCUUAGCAUUUGUAUGUACAUGGUAAUGUUUUAUCCGGUGAUGUUCUCAGAAAACUCUGUAGUUUUCCCGGAUUAUUUUCUGGUCUUUAUUCUGAACACAUACCCUAAUUCUUCUAAUUUUUCGGACAGAUAUUAGUAGUGUUGAAGAGUAGAAUACUACAUUUCUUUACCAGCCUUUUGAAAAAGUAAAGAUAUGGGAAUGUUCAUUAGAUCGUCCAGGCGAAAAAAAAAGAAACUCAGUAUUCCUACCACAACUACAUAUACAUGUGGCUAAAAUGAACAGACUGGGCGUCCUAAAAAUCAGAAGAAAUAGUGUGUGAUGUGUCAGCUCUGCCCUGACCAAGUGUGCAAGUGUUAAAAUUCAUGACGAUCAGGACCCUUUGUACAACUGAAAUCCACAAAUAGUGAACUAUGUCCGUCAAAAUUCCAAUAGUAUAAAUGUGUUGCUUAUGAUAUACAUGUACAUGUACUUUCUUGAUUGGAUAUAACAUCAUGAUCAUGUAAAAUUUACCAGGCGUAUUGUUCAUCAAGGCCAGGGUCCACUUGAACAAAUACCUCAUAACAUGAUUAGCAACUUAAUGUCUUCAGUGCUGGUUGCCAAGGUAGUCACAUAUAUGUGCAAGCUGGCUCGGACAACUGUUCGAAUUUGCUCAUCAAAAUGCUAAAAUUUUGUGUAAUAAAUUUAACACAGUUGAAAAUGAG